GGAUUUACCAUGCAGUUUGCAAAAAAGUUGCAGAUUAAUAUAUUGGUGAAACCGAACACGAAAAUCACAGCACUAAAACAAAUCAAACAUCACUUUAUCUUUCCUGUUUUGUGGCUGAAUGAGACGGCUACUAUCACUGAUGAGAAAGCAGAAGUUUUCCGAUCCAAAGUGACCAACAAGAUCAAACUUCUGCACUUCCUUCAGCUGGCGCUAAUGGUCAUCGGAUCUGUGAUCUUUCUGGGAUUCCUAAUUGCUUUUUUCCUAUGCAAAGGGAAGAGCCCUAAAUAAGUGAGAUUCGAAACUGAGAUCUGCAAUUAGUGCAUUCAUUAAUUAAUUUGGAAGGGGUCUUGGUGCCACUAGAUUCUGGAUACCAUAGGACUUACUUACUUACUUACUUACUUACUUACUUACUUACUUCCUCCCUCCCUCCCUUCCUUCCUU
Molecule: messenger RNA, 441 nt
Organism: Thamnophis sirtalis
Lineage: Eukaryota; Metazoa; Chordata; Lepidosauria; Squamata; Natricidae
Source: RefSeq, a predicted model, not a curated record